AUGGGAGGCAAACGCGCUAAGAAGGGAGAAAACAACGCAAAACAGAGACUUACGUUGAUUUUGUGUGCUUCUAACGGCAAUCAGGAGGCAGGCGGAUCAAGCCUGCAUCUGCACCUAGAUACUAGACCGAUCCAAGCGAUAACACCCCAGAACGAUGUGGGGAAGGCUACGCAAAAGCUGGACACGCAAGUUGGGAAAUGUAAGGCAGGGGUAGCGUGGAUUGACUUACUGAAGAUGGCGAAACGUUUAAAAUUCGGCGUUUAUAACGACCGAGCAGAAAACGAGGUGGAGCGGAACAAGCUAAUCCUGUCCUUCCAGCAAUCCGGGAUACUGUCUAUGAAAGAGACAGCUGCCAUCCCGAUCAUUAUCGACAUCAAGCGUUUGAAAAGCGGACUCACGCUGUCAACUGAUUUUAGCGAUCCAGACGCUGUGCGAGAGCUUGAAAUCACGGACAACGACAAGAUAAUCGUUGCGUCCGGCCAGCAUCGUCUUGCAGCGUUGAAGAAAUAUAGCCAGAUGCUCAAGGACGAAUAUGCUGCGCUAGAGAAAAAGAAAGACAAGAUCUCGGGCUUAACGAACGUCUCAGCAGAACACGUGGCACAAUGGGACGACUUACGUGGGCAGAUGGGCAUCCUGCUGGGGAAGAUGGACAACAUUGGUAAAUGGGGCGUCGUUGUCUACAAUUCAAGGGGGCAUGCACGACAAUUAUGUCUGACCAUGCGCGACUGCGCGACAAUUAUGUCUGACCAUGCGCGACUGCGCGACAAUUAUGCUGACCUAAACAUAGGUCCGGGGGGCAUGCACGACAAUUAUGUCUGA
Molecule: messenger RNA, 819 nt
Organism: Suillus clintonianus
Lineage: Eukaryota; Fungi; Basidiomycota; Agaricomycetes; Boletales; Suillaceae
Exons: 4
Coding region: 1-819 (272 amino acids)
Source: RefSeq, a predicted model, not a curated record